This is a messenger RNA of Juglans microcarpa x Juglans regia, 1337 nucleotides long. RefSeq names its product 5'-nucleotidase SurE. Gene Ontology annotation, cellular component: cytosol. The coding region runs from base 68 to 982 and encodes 304 amino acids. The record is from RefSeq and is a predicted model, not a curated record. Gene Ontology annotation, molecular function: nucleotidase activity. Lineage: Eukaryota; Viridiplantae; Streptophyta; Magnoliopsida; Fagales; Juglandaceae. The transcript has 12 exons.
GGUUCCCAACCCUUUUCCCUUACCAGCCAUCGAAACUCUUAACGCCUUUCUCAGUCGCAAGCAAAAAAUGGAGAACAUCCACAGGCCCACGAUCAUGGUCACCAACGACGACGGAAUUGACGCGCCAGGUCUCCGAGCCCUGGUUCGCGUCCUCGUUUCCACGGAUUGCUACAAUGUUCAAGUCUGCGCUCCGGAUUCGGAAAAGUCAGCUGUUAGCCAUUGUAUCACUUGGCGUCACCCAAUUUCUGCCAAGCGAGUACAUAUUGAUGGAGCAACAGCCUUUGCAGUUUGUGGAACUCCGGCCGACUGUGCUUCUUUGGGAAUCUCCAAAGCACUCUUUCCUACAAUUUCUGAUCUGGUGAUCAGUGGCAUAAACAUGGGAAGCAACUGUGGUUAUCACAUAAUUUACUCUGGCACAGUUGCUGGUGCUCGAGAGGCCUUUUUCAAUGGUGUACCUUCUGUCUCUAUAUCAUACGAUUGGGUUGGAGGUAAGAGCAAUGUUCAUGACUAUACACUUGCUGCUGAGGCUUGUUUACCGAUCAUAAGUGCAAUUGUGGAUGAGAUCAGGAAUCAAAAUUAUCCUCAUAGAUGCUUUUUGAAUAUUGAUCUACCAACAGAUGUUGCUAAUCAUAAGGGGUAUAAGCUGACUAAGCAGGGUACAAGCAUAUUCAAAAUGGGAUGGAGACAAGUUACUUCUGACAUGCAAGGAGAAAAAAUGGCAUCGACUAUGACUAUGGAGUCUAACUCAGAAGCAUCAGCAGAAACUCAAACAUCACCUUUAUCGCCGGAAAAUCCUUUGUUCAGGAGGGAAUUGAUCAGUAUUGAACAUGGCGACAAUGAUACGGACCACCGAAUUCUUCAGGAAGGAUAUAUUACUGUCACUCCUCUUGGUGCCCUUUCACCUGCAGAGAAAGAUUCUCAUGCCUUCUUUCAAAAUUGGCUGCCAAGUGUGGCUGCACACCCCUCUUCUUCAUCCUUAUAAUGCUUAUAUCCUUCUUGUUGGCAAACUGAAGAAAGUAGAGCUCAAAUAAUUCCUUUGGAUUCGUGUGCCAGAUGAUAUCAUUUUUCAUUGCCCUCAGAAUGCCGGCGUCUGGUCGUAGCACGCGCAUCUCACUAAAAGGAUCUGGAAUGCCUCUAUGAACACAUUUGCAUGAUUAACAAUCCUAUGUAUGCUUUUACUUCUCUAUAUAUUACUUUGGUCGUAGCUUUGAACUUAUCUAAAUUUCCUAUAGACGUGGAUUAGAAUUUCCGUAGAACAAGCUACCACCGUAUCGCCUGCCUGGAUUUGUACCAGAAAACAUGCUCCUGCAAGUAAGUACAUUAGAGGAUUCCUAAAA